This is a messenger RNA of Nipponia nippon (crested ibis), 1614 nucleotides long. NCBI's taxonomy places the organism in Eukaryota, Metazoa, Chordata, Aves, Pelecaniformes, Threskiornithidae. The record is from RefSeq and is a predicted model, not a curated record.
AUGUUCAGAGCCUGGGUGGGUCGGCCUGACGGGGUCUUUGUGACCGACUACUUCACCCGCACACCACGCAAGCUGAGCCCCUUCCGCUCCUUUGCCAGCAUCGAGCUCUUCCACUUCCACAUCCCCGAGGACACAGUCAUUGCUGUCUGGAACCUCAUCACCUUCAAGGAGCAGGGUGGCACCUUCGGGGACCAAUGCCCAGACCGUAGCAUCACCGUGUAUUUCCGCUCAGGGGCUCCCUCCGUCAUUAACCCGCUGCGCACGCACUUUCCCAGGGACACGGCUGUCCCUGGCUCCUUCGCACUGACCCUCACCUGGACCCUGCCCAACCGCACCACCGGGGUGUUCAACGUCACCAGCCCGCUGCCUGGGGACUGGUUCCUGGCUGCCCACCUGCCCAAAGAUGAGGGCAAGAUCUCCGUCAAGGGGCUCUAUGAGGAGUGCCAGUAUCUCUUCCAGCCACAGCUCAUCGUGCAGCGCCUAGUGAACAUUGCCGUGCUGUACCCCGGCUAUGUCACCGAGCAGAGCAUGGCCCCCCACAACCGCUCCUGCCUCUACAAGGUGUUUGUGCCCAGCUACACAUCGCGUGUGCUGGUGGAGGUGCUGCGGUGCCGUGGGGCCGAGGGCUGCCCGCUCUGGCUGCGCGUGCGGGCCAAGGCUCCCCCCCUGCACAACUCCACGGCACUGGACUGCCGGGAGCACGCUCCCUGCCAGCUGGCACUGGACCUGCCCUUCUGGCAGCACUGGUACUACGUACUGGUGGAGAAACACCCUGGGGUGCCGGGCACCGUCUCCUUCCAGGUCACCGUGCAGCUCACAGCCUGGCCCGGCCUGCGCAAUGAGCUGGACACCUUCUCCGUCCACUUCUACAUCUUCUUCGGGCCCAAUGUGUCCGUGCCGCCCGACCGCCCCGCUGUCUUUGUCAUCAACCUCCUACCGGUGCUGGACAGUGGUGGGGUGCUCAACCUGGAGCUGCGGCUCAAUGUGAGCUCCCUGUGUGGUGAGAACGUGACGGUAUUCGGCUGUCUGAACCAUGAGGUCCCGCUGAUGUCCGGUGACAACGCAUCGGUCACCUGUGAGACGGAAUCCCUGGCAGGCUUCCUGCUCUCCGUCAAUGCCACGGCCAGCCUCAGCCGCCUGCGGAUCCCCUACCCCCAGACGGGCAGCUGGUACCUGAGCCUGCGCUCACUCUGUGCCACAGAGCAUGGGUUCGAGCCUUGCACCAACGUGACGGCUGAGGUGUACCUGCGCGCCUACCUCUCGCCCUGCAUCAACGACUGCGGCAUCUACGGCCAGUGCAAGCUGCUGCGCACCAACAACUACCUGUAUGCCGCCUGCGAGUGCAAAGCUGGAAUCAUGGCCGUCGCCUGGACAGCUCGCACCAUCCGGCGCCGCCACUGCUACCCGCCGACCUGGAAGCGCUGGGCUUUCUACCUGUGCCGGGGAGCACUGAUCGCGGCGGCCGCCGUGCUGCUCUACGCCUUCGUGGAGACGGAGGAGAACUACUUCUACAUCCACAGCAUCUGGCACCUGCUCAUCGCCGGCAGCGUCGCGGGGGAGCUGGGCCUCGUUGCCCCAGCCGUGGCCUCCAUCAACAGUAUUUGUACCAGCUGA